AUGUCGUUUGCCAGCUUAAGGAGAAUCGUCUGCUCUUCUUCUCUGGUGGUGGUGGUUUUGGUUAUUUUCGUGUUGCAGAUUUGGGUUUUCAGCGAUUGCAAUUGCAAGGCAGGAGCAAUAAGGAUAUUUCCAGAUGAUAAUGGCAUCAUGUCAACGUCGAAAGAGAGAAAUAUUACUUCAAAUAGCUAUAAGGCAAGCAAAGAUGAUCUUUUUCACAAGUUCAAGUUCUUUAAUGGAAGACAACCUUCUUCAUCUUCUAGUUUUAGCAGAACUGAAAAAGGAUUUGAAGAGAACAAAAGAAGAGUACCCAGUUGCCCAGAUCCUCUCCACAACUAA
Molecule: messenger RNA, 336 nt
Organism: Jatropha curcas
Lineage: Eukaryota; Viridiplantae; Streptophyta; Magnoliopsida; Malpighiales; Euphorbiaceae
Gene: CLE27
Product: CLAVATA3/ESR-RELATED 27
Source: RefSeq, a predicted model, not a curated record